Messenger RNA from Zingiber officinale, 837 nucleotides. RefSeq names its product ubiquitin-conjugating enzyme E2-17 kDa. Lineage: Eukaryota; Viridiplantae; Streptophyta; Magnoliopsida; Zingiberales; Zingiberaceae. The coding region runs from base 179 to 625 and encodes 148 amino acids. The record is from RefSeq and is a predicted model, not a curated record. Gene Ontology annotation, molecular function: ubiquitin conjugating enzyme activity. Gene Ontology annotation, biological process: protein polyubiquitination. The transcript has 5 exons. Gene Ontology annotation, cellular component: nucleus.
UAUUUAUUUUCGCUUCUUCCCAUUUGCCCAACCGCGAAAAUAAAGAGAGGAGGAAUCCAAGAAUCCCUCGCGACAAGGUAGCGUGCGGCGGAAUUCAAGGACACAUUCUACCAUUCUUCUUCUUUAGAUAGAUCGCUUCUUGCAUCAACCGAUUGGUAUCAGGACUAGGUCUUUGGAGAUGGCGUCCAAACGGAUCCUCAAGGAGCUCAAGGAUCUGCAGAAGGAUCCUCCCACAUCUUGCAGCGCAGGUCCAGUGGCUGAAGAUAUGUUUCAUUGGCAAGCAACAAUAAUGGGUCCACCUGACAGUCCCUAUGCUGGGGGAGUUUUUCUAGUUACCAUACACUUCCCUCCAGAUUAUCCAUUCAAACCGCCGAAGGUUGCUUUCAGGACUAAAGUUUUCCAUCCAAACAUCAAUAGCAAUGGAAGCAUUUGCCUUGACAUUUUAAAGGAACAAUGGAGUCCGGCAUUGACCAUUUCAAAGGUGCUGCUGUCAAUCUGCUCACUGCUUACAGACCCAAACCCAGAUGAUCCACUGGUUCCAGAGAUUGCCCAUAUGUACAAGACUGACAGAGCCAAAUACGAGACCACUGCAAGGAGCUGGACCCAGAAGUAUGCAAUGGGCUAGCACCAGCGACUGGAGGUUGUAUCUGCACUUGGUCAAUUGUUAAUUAUGUAUGGAGGUGUAUUAUGUUGUCUGUCGGCGGAAUUAUCUACUGCUAUGGUAUUAACCUACUGAAGAACCCUUAAGGAAAACCUCUUCAAGCUUCCCAGAACAAUGGUCCAUGGUGGUUGUAUGCAUUCGUUUGCAAUGAUGUUCAUAUCUGAACCUUCACGAUC